This is a messenger RNA of Poecilia latipinna (sailfin molly), 3473 nucleotides long. RefSeq names its product receptor-type tyrosine-protein phosphatase mu-like. The coding region runs from base 92 to 2119 and encodes 675 amino acids. The record is from RefSeq and is a predicted model, not a curated record. Gene Ontology annotation, biological process: protein dephosphorylation. NCBI's taxonomy places the organism in Eukaryota, Metazoa, Chordata, Actinopteri, Cyprinodontiformes, Poeciliidae. The transcript has 20 exons. Gene Ontology annotation, molecular function: protein tyrosine phosphatase activity.
GGUCCCAACAGAGACUCAGGUCAGCCCCAUCGCCUCUGUCUGCAGGAAGUUGGCCAAGAAGAGGAAGGAAACACUGAGCUCCAGACAGGAAAUGACUCUGAUGGUGAACAGCUCCCAACACACAGCCAUGGUGGACACACACACUCUGAACGGCCACACCAUGUCGUCUCCAUCUUCUUUCACCCUGAAGACAAACACCAUCAGCACCUCCGUCCCCAACUCCUACUACCCAGACCCAUUCGUACCAACAGCCAUCUUGGUGCCCAUUAAUGACGACAGCAGCCACACCAUGACCAGUGAAACCAGCAGCCUGGUCCAGUCCCACUACAAGCAGCGGGAGGCGGAGCGGGAGGCGCUGCCCUACCAGACGGGUCAGCUGCACCCGGCCAUCCGGGUCGCUGACCUGCUGCAGCACAUCACCCAGAUGAAGUGUGCCGAGGGCUAUGGGUUCAAGGAGGAGUACGAGCUCAACGAGAGCUUCUUUGAGGGACAGUCUGCUCCAUGGGACUCCGCCAAGAAGGACGAGAACCGCAUGAAGAACCGAUACGGGAACAUCAUCGCCUACGAUCACUCCCGUGUGCGUCUGCAGCCUCAGGAUGGAGACGGCGGCUCAGACUACAUCAAUGCUAACUAUGUGGAUGGUUACCACAGACCCAACCACUACAUUGCUACACAAGGACCCAUGCAGGAGACGGUGUAUGACUUCUGGAGGAUGGUGUGGCAGGAGAACUCGGCGGCUCUUGUGAUGGUGACCAACCUGGUGGAAGUGGGCCGGGUGAAGUGCUGUAAGUACUGGCCAGAUGACACUGAGAUUUAUGGUGACAUGAAGGUGACGCUGAUCGAGACGCAGCUGCUGUCUGAGUACGUGAUCCGGACCUUCGCCGUGGAGAAGAGGGGCGUGGCUGAGAUCAGGGAGAUCCGUCAGUUCCACUUCACCGGCUGGCCGGACCACGGCGUCCCGCUGCACGCCACCGGCCUGCUGGGCUUCAUCCGCUGCGUCAAGGCCAAGACUCCGCCCACCGCCGGCCCCACCGUGGUGCACUGCAGCGCGGGCGCGGGCCGGACCGGCUGCUUCAUGGUGAUCGACAUCAUGCUGGACAUGGCAGAGAGAGAAGGCGUCGUCGACAUUUACAACUGUGUCAGAGAGCUGAGGGCGCGAAGGGUCAACAUGGUGCAGACCGAGGAGCAGUACGUCUUCAUCCAUGACGCCAUCUUGGAGGCAUGUCUCUGCGGAAACACCACCAUUCCGGCCAAUCAGCUGCGUUCGCUUUACUAUGAGAUGAACCGAUUGGACCCCCAGACCAACUCCUGCCAGAUGAAGGAGGAGUUCAGGACCCUCAACAUGGUGACACCCACCCUGCGCGUGGAGGACUGCAGCAUCGCGCUGUUGCCUAGGAACCACGAGAAGAACCGCUGCAUGGACGUUCUGCCGCCGGACCGCUGCCUGCCCUUCCUCAUCACCAUCGACGGCGAGAGCUCCAACUACAUCAACGCCGCGCUCAUGGAUAGCUAUAAGCAGCCAUCGGCCUUCAUCGUUACCCAGCAUCCUUUGCCCAACACAGUCAAGGACUUCUGGCGCCUGGUUCUAGACUAUCACUGCUCAUCCAUCGUGAUGCUGAAUGAUGUGGAUCCCGCCCAGCUGUGUCCCCAGUACUGGCCGGAGAACGGCGUCCACCGCCUCGGCUCGCUGCAGGUGGAGUUUGUCUCUGCGGACCUGGAGGAGGACGUCAUCAGCCGCAUCUUCAGGAUCUACAACACUGCCAGGCCGCAGGACGGGUACCGCAUGGUGCAGCAGUUCCAGUUCCUGGGUUGGCCCAUGUACCGGGACACACCUGUCUCCAAGCGCUCCUUCCUGAAGCUCGUCCACCAGGUGGACAAAUGGCAGGAUGAGUACGACGGCGGUGAGGGACGCACUGUCGUCCACUGCCUGAAUGGCGGCGGGCGCAGCGGCGUCUUCUGCAGCGUCAGCAUCGUGUGUGAGAUGCUGAGGCAGCAGCGAUGUGUGGACGUCUUCCACGCCGUCAAGACGCUCAGAAACAACAAACCCAACAUGGUGGACCUGCUGGAACAAUAUAAGUUCUGCUAUGAAGUGGCUCUGGAGUUCCUGAAUUCUGCUUAGCUGGGAUCACCACCCCCUUCAUCACCUCCUCCUCCUCCUCCUCCUCGUUGUGCUGCAGGAGGAAGAGGAAGAGGAAGGUGUCUCCUGCCCUGUUGGACGGACAGUAAGCAUGGACACCCUGACUGUCCUUUUUGUCGUCUUGUUGGUUUUUCUUGUGUUGUAAACCUGGCAGUGACUUGGACUGAAGCUCCGCCCACCUGCGAUGACCUCAUCCUGUCCAGGUCCGGGUCUUCCUGGAUGGCAGCAGGACAACAUCCCACUACUUGGACACCUUGACUCAGCAGAACCAGUCCUGCCUUCAGGAAGUCUAGUCAUCAGUUCUGCUGCCAUCUUGUGAUUAGCAGCAGAACUGCACCAGCGCCGACCCAAAGACUGGACAUGAGGUUCUGUCUGUUCCUUUUAUCUGCUUCUGUUUUUAUUUAUGGAAGUCCAAAGAGACAUGCAUGUUGUAAAUGGUUCCUCCAGAACUCCAGCCGUCCUCACAGAUUCAAAAACCUUCUUCUGGUUCUGGACAGUCUUCCUGCAGACCGCCAGACCGGUCCUCUGCUGGGGGCCCAGCUAUGAGCCAUGUGGGACACCGUCCAUUCAGUCAGAGACGGACAGUCUGAAGAGGCUCUGUGAUCAGACCGGAUCGCAGGAACUCGGGUUCUCCUGGUUUUGGUUCUGUUCAUGUGCUGGACCUCAGACUGAUGGACACAACCUCUGGUUGCCAUGGAAACCAUUAAAAGAUUGUGAUGUGGUCAAACAAUGUUUGCACUGUUUAACCUGGAUCACAUCAGGCAUUAAACCGGUUUAAUCCUGAUCACACCAGUUCUAAACCGGUCCAGUAUUGGAUCAGUUACUGAUGUAGUCUGGUCAGGAGCUCGGCAUCAUGGGACAUUUCAUCUCCCAGGUUUCCAUGGAAAUGGCCUGUUGCAGUAGCGUAGUUCACCUUGGAGAACACCAGGGGUCAGUGUUCAUCUUCUGUCUUCUUCCUUGAUAUUUUGUAUUGCUGAAACUAACUGGACCGGACGGGGCCUCACUUUGGACCUUUGUUCUGGUCCGCUUCUGGCAGCCUGGUUCUGGUGGGUCCGGUCCGUUUGGGCCCGGUCUGUGUGAAUAGUGUACAUAGGGAGUAUUUAUUCCUUUGCUGUCGUCGUUCUUGUGAAGCACAGAGGCUGACAAUCAUGGCAGAAGAUCUUCCUGUUCCACCAUCAGAACCACAGCAGCACCGGCGGUCCAGUCGGAUGGUUCUGACUCUGUCCCGGUUGUGACUGGACCCAGUUAAGGCUCGGUUCUGAUGCUGAGAAGAACAUCACUGUAAUGAAAGCUUUUAUUUAUGUUGUAUGAUUCCAAUAAAACUGAACACACCGCC